Molecule: messenger RNA, 633 nt
Organism: Acanthoscelides obtectus
Lineage: Eukaryota; Metazoa; Arthropoda; Insecta; Coleoptera; Chrysomelidae
Source: the annotation of a GenBank genome assembly
AUGUUGAUUAGUUCUGACGCAACGUCAUCCAUUCAAGUUGAUCCAAGUACUCCAGUUGGUGAUCUUCUAAGAUCAGUUGACCAGAAUGUUCACCGUACAGAUAGCAAUGAUUUAUCAAACAAAUCAAACAAUAAUGACCAAUCAUCGGCUGUUCAAAAUAUACCGGACCUCAUCUCUGCUAGGACUGAUCUUCUGUCAGCUAACUCAAUUUUUGAUCAAAGAUCCAAAACACCAGUGCCAGGACCUAGCGAGCUGCAACAAGCUAAUUAUACCCAGCCGUUUAAUUUCUCACCUAAAGAACUUAGACCUUUACCGGAUCCGAGGACUGAAACAAAUAAAGGUCGUAAAAAACGUAAAACUGCCAUUCUCACGGACACUCAUGAAAAAAAUUUAAUUGAACAAGAGCAUCAACAGCGAAAGAAAACCAGUACUGGAGAAGGUAAGAGAAAAUUGAUACCUGCAAAAGGAAAGGGAAACGGAAAGAAGACAAAGAAGGCACCAAAAGAAAAGGAAGAUAGGUCUGACGACGAGGAUUGCUUCUGUCUUGUCUGUUUAGAAACUUUUGGCAAUAGUCGACCAAAUGAACAAUUUUUUUUAAUUUCUAUCAAUCCUAUAAAACACAGCAUAAUAUAA